CUUCUCACCAGGAAGAGUCUGCAAGAGGAAAACACAAAGACAAGAUCAAGAGAAGAAGGGAAGAUACUCUGGAGAAAACAUACUCCAACUGGACAAUAGCUUUUGCGCAUUCCCUCUUACGGAUAAUACAACAACAAAUACUGCGAACAUGCCUGUCUCCAGAAUGAGGAUGAGGCCGUGGCUGGAGAACAUGAUCGAGUCCAACACCGUCUCAGGGCUGAACUGGGUUGACAAGGACCAGAAGAUGUUCUGCAUUCCCUGGAAGCACGCGGCUCGGCACGGCUGGGAGAUGGACAAGGACGCCUCUCUGUUCAAAAUGUGGGCCAUCCACACCGGGAAGUACACUCAUGGCCAGAACACCGACCCAAAGACGUGGAAAGCCAACUUCCGCUGUGCGAUGAACUCCCUGCCUGACAUUGAGGAGGUGAAAGACAAGAGCAUCCACAAGGGCCAACAAGCCGUGCGCGUCUUCAGAAUGCUGCCUGUCACCCCAAAGUCUGGAGAUAAACACAGAAAACCAAAGGACAGAAAGCAGAAGAGAAAGGUGGUCAAGACAGAGGACGACACAGACUACAGCGAUACUCUGUCACCCAUGAAUGUGUCAAUGAUGGAGGAGUCCACCCAGGAGAACACGGUCGACAGUACAGUGAAGACAGAGCAGCAAGUUUGUGGAUCGGACCAUUUGGUCCCCGACUGGGCUCUCUCACUCGAGGUCGAGACAGAUAACUAUACAAGCAACUUUUGCCAGAGAUUUCAAGUUUCACCCGACCACAGCCCCGAUUACGGCUAUACCGACGACAUUAUUGAGAUUUGCAAGCAACUGGAGAGAGACUCAAACUUUCCGAGCAGUAUAGACGUCAUGGGGUUCCUGAACAAUGAAGCGUGCACCAGUCCAGGGAGCCAGUGGAGUGACUCUUCCUCAGCCGACGAUUUAGACGAUAUGCCACAAUACAUCACUUUGUCGUCGGAACCUACCAUGGACGACCCCUGGAACGUGCUUUGCCAUCCGAUGACCUCCAUGCUCUGAUUGUCCCAGGACAGGACAGGACAGGGCAAUUCUUUGACACUGAACUUUAAAGGCUCCUCCUGACCACCACCCUCCCUCAUCCUCUCAGUCGACUCUCCCGUCUUCCCCCAUCCAGACUGUGACAGGCGGCGUCCACCCUUUAAGCUAAAGCACGGACCCCUCCCUCCCUCCCUCCUCCAACCCAACCGUGCGCGCCGCGUGUCCGACGAUCAACGCCAGCUCCGAGAGCCUCCCUCAUCUCCCUCAACCUUUAUGUGAAGUUAUGAAGAGAGGAUGUGACGUGCACUGCUGUUAAAGGACUUGCUGCUCAUUAUCUAUGUUUUUGGCUGGUUCAACACAUUUGUGAUGCUCAGUAAUAAUAGUAAUAGCCUGGACAACUUACUCAGCUAUUAAUACAUGCUCACCAAUACUUAACCUUGGAAAAAAAGGCUUUAACAUGCAGUUCACUUAACAUGAAACAGGAUAUAAAGGUAUGGUGUAAAAUACAUUUUUAAAGUUUCUUUCCGUUAGUGAGUGAAUAUUAGUGAAAAGGAUGAUAAGGUGUCUUGUCAAUCUGUCUUCUCAAUCAAUCCUCUCUGCCUCUGGUAAAAUCCCUUCUUCAUAAUCUUGCAGCUGUUUUGUUUAAAGCAGUCGUAAAUGGUUUCUGUAAAUACUUGUUUUUGUGUGUGUUUGAGAGUUUUUAUACAAUAAAUAAAAAAUCUUGUAAAUAUUGGAAUGAA
This is a messenger RNA of Limanda limanda (common dab), 1746 nucleotides long. Its product is annotated as interferon regulatory factor 1-like. Gene Ontology annotation, cellular component: nucleus. The coding region runs from base 149 to 1027 and encodes 292 amino acids. The record is from RefSeq and is a predicted model, not a curated record. Gene Ontology annotation, molecular function: RNA polymerase II cis-regulatory region sequence-specific DNA binding; DNA-binding transcription factor activity, RNA polymerase II-specific. The transcript has 10 exons. Gene Ontology annotation, biological process: immune system process; regulation of transcription by RNA polymerase II. NCBI's taxonomy places the organism in Eukaryota, Metazoa, Chordata, Actinopteri, Pleuronectiformes, Pleuronectidae.